Molecule: messenger RNA, 4052 nt
Organism: Triplophysa rosa
Lineage: Eukaryota; Metazoa; Chordata; Actinopteri; Cypriniformes; Nemacheilidae
Gene: and1
Product: actinodin1
Exons: 4
Coding region: 1783-3522 (579 amino acids)
Source: RefSeq, a predicted model, not a curated record
UGUAGGUUUUUGCACAUUCCUGCACACCUGUAAAGGUGCAUAAUUACAUGUGCGAUUCACUAUUACCAUAAAGACAGCUGUGUUAAGCAUUUUUUCCUCACAAAUAUACUUAAACUAACAUAAUCAGGUUAUUCAGUUAAGCUACUGUAGGUAUAAAAUUUUCAGUUUUUUUCAGUUAUAAACUAUUACAAUGCAUUUUGUGCACUUGAUAGCAGAAUGAUGGAAUGAGCUGGUGCUUGGCAGAUGUGUAUGUGAUAAAAAUUUCCCAUGAGCCCUUUACCCUUUUCAAUGCAUUACCCGGUUCAAUGCAUCAGUGCUUUUCUAAUGCAAUUUUCAGUUCAUAGAGGUUGAACCUCUGUGAUUCUGUUAAAUAUCUGCUGACAUUCAUGACAUUAUGUUUUUGGUUGUGCCUUUCCCCAUAUACUUGACUACGUAAAGAUGCGUUUAGUGGUCCCUCCUCAUCACAGGGACCAUUUCCCAGUUGUCCCCCCAAUGAGAGCCAUUUAAAGUGCAUGGACUUGAACUUUAUUGGGCCUGUUCAACUAAAACGAAAACUUUAAAAACAAACAAUCUAUUUUUAGCACACUUUAUAGUAACUUAAUAUUCUGGAUAUUUUCAAGCAUUUUCCAUCAUGUGAAAGUAAAUCCGAUGGUAAAGUAAAGCACAGGUAAAAUGGAAAUUUCCAUCCACGUGUGUUUUUUUGUCCUACAGCAUAUUUCUUUCUCUUCUCAAAAAAAAAGUUUAUAUUCUCUUCUGUCCUCCUGUCUUUGAGUCUAUAAUUACAUCUUAUUGGUUGACUAUAGCUGGGCCAGCGUAGGCCAAUGGCAGCACUGGAAGCAGCAUGCACUCGGCCCCAUGGGAUGCACCGUUUUUGUUUUUAAUUAUCAAGGUUGGGUUUAAAUUGUGACCAGGAUCUCUGUGGCACAGUCUUUGUACAGAGGUGUGUUGAGAAGUACACAAGGGGUUUGGCUCACCAUCCUCUUCCAGACAGUCAGCUGUAGGGCUGAAAUACGGGGUCCCAUCAGCUCAUCACGGGUAACAUCUAACACAGGUAAAACAGAUUACAUUUCUGCUUCUUCCAGAAUAUGUUCAACAUUUGCUAUAGAUACUUUAAUUUGAUUUGCAAAGUGACUUAAAAAUAUUGCUUCAGACAUUUUUCAGAGACUUUUAAGCUUAAUAGUGCAAGUUCACAAACUUUUUUGCAUAAAAUGUUCAUAAGUUAUUUAAUAUUUGACAGACGCUUUUAUCCAAAGCAAGUUACAUUGCAUUAUACUAUACAUUUGUUUCUGAGUUUGUGCAAUCCCUGGGAUCGAACCCAAGGCCUUGGCAUUACUAGCGCCAUGCUCUAAACACUGAGCUAUUUUGUUUUUACAAGGCCAUCAUCACCAAAGUCGCACCAACAAUACAGGAAAAAUACUGUAGGAAGGUGUAAAUAAAAAAACAGUUAUAUUAUGGAAUAGAGCAAAAUGUUAAAACCUGAAGAAGUAAAGUUUUGAUAACUAAUAAUCUUAUUUAGGAAUUGAAAAUGUACAGGAAAAGUCACACCUGGUCAAAGGGUUAAAACGUUUUCUGUUUUAUUUUAAUAUUUUAUAACACUUGCUAAAAUAAAAUUGCAGGUUAUUAAAUGAAAAGUUGUUUAGAAAAUAAAUAAAUAAAGUUACUAGAAAUAAAUUACUAUUGGCCAAGUUUUUAUUUUCCACAUAUAAACGUACAGAUUAAUCAAAAACACAUUUUUACAUACUAAAUAUUUCUUCUUUUUCAAAGGAAUCUCCAAGGUUAAGAAUGGCUCGUUUAAGAGGAUCUACCCUCUUCAAUGUAUUCGCUGGAAUGCUGCUAGCAACAAUGUUAUUACCUGAGUUCCUGCUGGCCGGGCCUGUGAUCCAGCGUUUAAAAGGAGAUGAUGGAAGCAAUGACAAAGCAAGCGUUGAGGCUGGAUCACCAAAACUAAUCCGCAACCGAAGAAACAUCAGUUGGUACAAGCAGCACUCUGACUUCUGGAACUGGUACAAGUACUUCACUGACAAUGGAAACCAGGAGGGAGUAGCAGAGCUCGAUCGCGUCUAUCUGGCAUACCUGCAAAAUAAGAACAGAGCAGAGUCACGUCGUUCCUACAAGAUGUACCUGCAGCACCUCGCCGACAUCUACAAAUCUUGUGCCGAGACUGACGACCCAAACUGCGUGGCCUCUUACGCAAGACCCAAACCCAAAGUUGAGGCAUCAGCACCUGCGCCAAUCAAGUCAUGUGACCCUUACAGAGACCCAUACUGCUUGCAAUCUAAGGGAUACAACUAUUACCCCUACCUGGCCCCGGCUCCAGCCCCUGUCAAAGCCGCUGCCCCUGCUCCAGUUAAAGCCCCAGCUUACCUCCACACCCCAGUGAUGAAAGACCCACGCUCUGGUCACUACUAUUACUCUCCGUUGGUGCAGUCCUUCCUGACAGCUGAACAGAAGUCCGAGCUGUUGCGCAUCUGUGAUGCGGAGGACGUCGAGUGUCUGCAGUACCACCUCCGUGCAGCCUACGGUUACAAGCCUGCAGCUGUCAUGGCUCCAUCCUAUGCCCAUCUCGGCUGUGACCCUAAGACCGAUCCUCGUUGUGUCCCCCACCUGUCCCAGAAGGCACCAUCUGGUCUGCACAUGCCCUAUCCUCACUGUGAUCCUCGUGUGGACCCGUACUGCGCUUAUGCAUACGCCCUUGCAUCCUCCCAGAACCUGGAGGCUCCUUCAUCUCCAUCAGCUUUGGAGAGACAAUGCAACCCACUCUACGAUGACAGCUGCAACCCUCUGACAGCCUCAAGGUUUGGCAGCUUGUCCUACAAUGCUCCAAAGGACGAGCCUGCCUCUGAAGCCAGCGCCAUGCGCGUACCUCCCAGCUCUCGUCACGACCCCUACGCCUUGUACCGAGACGCAUCUGCAGGGGCAGACUUGCGCAGACGCAUGCCCACCCAUCUCCAGCCUCCAAGGCACCAACCGGAGGAACAUCAACAUCAUCUUGGGCCUCGUGGGAAGACCAAAGAGGGCUAUGAUUGCUUCAUCGGGUAUGAUGAAGAGUGUUACCCCCUGGGUUCACAGAAUGAACAAGGCAGUGAUGUGCAGAGACGGGCACCCUACCCUUCCGAAGCCUACGAGCCCUAUCUGAAAGCUGAUGGAACCAGAAGCGGAGUGGUCGAGCCUGAUCCCGACUGCGACCCGGAAUACGAUAGAAACUGCCGCUUGCGCCGCUACGAGCCUGAGGCGGCCGAGCCUGCCAGUCCUUCACCUGUGGACGCCCAUACAACCCAGGAGCACAGCAACGAGCAGGGUCACCAUGAGGUCCCCCAGUAUCGUGAAGACUCCUACCCGGAGACCGCAGGCUAUGAGCAGCAGUACGACCCCUACAUGAGUGGACAAGAGGAUCCGUAUGCUGGAAAUGGCCCACAGGAGGCCGGAGCACCUAAUUUUCAGGAUAUCCUGAGAGGAUACGGUGGGCGAUAUCCUGGCCAGGAUGACCAGCGUGGUUACACGGGAGACUACAGAAAGAAAUAAGAGGCUCAUGACAAUGUACACCAAAAAUAAAUGUAGAACGGGACAGAAUGUGGGCUGGAGAUAAAAAGUGCACACACCAAAUGCCAGAACGUAGAUGCAGAAUUUCAUUUGAUUUGCUCACGUGUCAUGUUUUCGAGAGCUGCUGUAUUUUAAGCUCUACACUUUGACAGCACUUGUAUAGGGAAAUCAAUUCUGUUUGUUUUUUAUUCAAAUGGUCCAUGUACCACGAGUGCGUUAUUGUUUCUCUAGGAUGCAUUUCGCUCUGACUUAUAAAGUACUUGAGUACUUUGUAUAUGUGAAAAAAGGCAGGAAAAAAAGAGAAGUAUGGUGUACUUGAACAUACCAAAGUCAUGACCACCUCACCCAUUUUAGCUUUAACGCAGAUUUACCCAGCAUUCCCGCUUCAAAGGAAUAUUUAAAUAACUGGACCCCUGCUUGUUUCUUUCAUUUAAAUCACCAAAAGUGUUGCUUUGUAUUUUGUUUGCUUAUGAUUUGUAAGAUUUUUGCUUGGAAUGUUUCCAAUAAAAGCU